Molecule: messenger RNA, 505 nt
Organism: Lecanosticta acicola
Lineage: Eukaryota; Fungi; Ascomycota; Dothideomycetes; Mycosphaerellales; Mycosphaerellaceae
Source: the annotation of a GenBank genome assembly
AUGGCUUCCACCUCUCUUCCGACGCCAGCAGAAAUCCUGCAAAAGGUACCUACAUCAGCCUCUUUGCGUGACAUCUUAAACCUCCCUAACAGCUCCAAAGUUCUACGCCGCCGAGACAGUCUACAUGGCCUCUGCACCAUCUGAACGAGACUUCGCCGGCAUGGCCAGCACACUUGCCCCGGACCUUGAACUUCACCAAUCCCCCGAUCUACCCUGGGGAGGCGAAUUCAAGGGCCACUCCGGAUUUCUGAAAUGGAGCGAAACGAUGGCAUCAUACUUCAACCGUCUCGAAGUCACCGAUCCCCAGAUAUUUGAGCAGAAAGACAGCGAUGCCGUCUUAGUCUAUUCGACUUUGAAGUUGCGGGUGAAGAAGAAUGGGAAGGAAUGGGCACGGCCCCUGGCGCAGUUUGUGAGAGUCGACCGAGUGCGGGGAGUGAUCACGGAGAUCCGGCCUUUCUAUUGGGAUGUCAAAGGUCUGAAAGAGGCGCUUGAAGUAUCAGAUUAG